AUGGAGUUCCGUCAAAUCGUCCACUUGGUCUCUCGCUCGACCGCCAUGACGGCGGCCAGGCCGUAUAUCCUGACGGGGACGCGGCUAGCCGUCCAGCGGCACCGGCAGUUCUCGUCCAGCGGUCGGUUGCUCUCCUCUGACGAGACCCCCGUGCCCGAGUCCAGCACGCUGGCUGCCCAGUCCAAGCCGCAGUCCCCGUCGCAGUCCCAGUCCCAGGCGCAAUCUCAGAUCGACCAGCUACGCUCCUCCAUCCCGAGCAUCAACUCACUACCCCCGCGCCCACCACCGGUUCGCAAGACCAACUUCUUCCUGGACUCACAACCGAAGAAGCCGAUUCCGACAGCGACAACAACCCAGUCCCAACUCCAAUCUUCCCUCUUCAGUUCCCCCAGUAGCCCCUUUGACCUGGUCAACCAGAUCAACUCCGAUAUGAACAGCUCAACAUCCAGCUUGACAGUCUGGAACGAGCAGGACUUCCUCCACAAGCACAACCUGAAGCCAUAUCCCGAAAUCCGGACGCGCCCCCCGACAGGAAGAACGGUGCCAGUUGAUAAGGGUGUAGACUUGGCUCGCGCGUUUCGCCUCCUGGGCCGUUUGGUCCAACAAAACAAUGUUCGCCGGGAUUUGUACCAGCAGCGCGAGCACGAACGGAAGGCUCUUAAGAUCAAGCGCUUGCGCCGUGAGCGUUGGCGUGAGAGGUUCAAGAACGGUUUCCGUGCCGCUAUCGACAGGGUGCUGCAGCUCAAGGCUCAAGGGUGGUGA
Molecule: messenger RNA, 762 nt
Organism: Thermochaetoides thermophila DSM 1495
Lineage: Eukaryota; Fungi; Ascomycota; Sordariomycetes; Sordariales; Chaetomiaceae
Product: mitochondrial 37S ribosomal protein bS21m
Exons: 1
Coding region: 1-762 (253 amino acids)
Biological process (GO): mitochondrial translational initiation; translation
Cellular component (GO): ribosome; mitochondrial small ribosomal subunit
Molecular function (GO): structural constituent of ribosome
Source: RefSeq, a predicted model, not a curated record